This is a messenger RNA of Pocillopora meandrina, 10032 nucleotides long. Lineage: Eukaryota; Metazoa; Cnidaria; Anthozoa; Scleractinia; Pocilloporidae. The record is from the annotation of a GenBank genome assembly.
AUGGACAAGCAAGGAACUCAAAGCUCUGGAGGAAACGCACAGCCCAAAAAUCCGAUGAAUAAAGAAGCGGCGUCAAGGAUUCAGGGUUCAGAAGCAAAACAGCACGGCGGUGGGGUUCCUAAAGGAAGCUUUGCUUCGCGCGCUCAGUCUACUGCAGACAAGCGGGAAAACCAGAACAACUAAGCCCGUGGAACUGCUUUUAAACUAAAAGGGAGCAUGAUUUCGUUUAUCAUCAUUUGUGAGAGACAUUUGAUCUUUGUUUUUUGAGGGUUGUUAUUAAACUAUGAUUUGAAUUUCUUGCUGAUUAAUCAUCAUUUACUGGUAGUAAUGGUAGUUUGUAGAGAGUCGAAGGAAAACUCGUUUGACGAUUUAGGAAAAUGAUUGAAGCACAUCGAAAGCAAAUGAAAUAAAAUGGUACCAACUGGGAGUGAAGGUAUUUGAUUUUUUCAUCUAUAUAUCUUCGAAACACGAGGCCAUGUAAUGCUCACUAUUUUUUCUUAGAAUCUCACAGAGCAUUCACAGUAUUACAUAGUUUAAUAUCGAGUCAACUCCCGGGAAUAUUGUUUUGAUUGUCAUCCUCAUCUUAUUUUGAUCAUUAGUAUCAUUAUUUUUCUUGUAAAAGCGAGAUUCAAGAGAUUCACGUCUCAUCAUCACAGCAAGCCUGUGUUGUUGGUAUGUAAGCCAGCUUUGUUUCAAAUCCUCAGAUUCUCAUUCCCUCUUCAAUUGCACCCUUUUCUGCCGCUUUUUGUGGUGUUUUCGAUUUGAAUUUACAUGAAGGAUGACUAGUUCCAUGUCUAGGUUUGUUUUACCCUUGUAAUUCCCGUCACGACAUGCAGAAGCGUGUCAGCCAAGCUGUAUAUUUAACUGUUGACUAUUUUAGCGUCAUUACCUCUUCAAUUGCAUCCUUUCUGUCUCUCUUUGCGGUGUUUUCGAUUCGAAUUUACAUGAAGGAUGACUAGUUCCAUGUCUAGGUUUGUUUUACCCUUGUAAUUCCCGUCAAGACAUGCAGAAGCGUGUCAGCCAAGCUGUAUAUUUAACUGUUGACUAUUUUAGCGUCAUUACCUCUUCAAUUGCAUCCUUUCUGUCUCUCUUUGCGGUGUUUUCGAUUCGAAUUUACAUGAAGGAUGACUAGUUCCAUGUCUAGGUUUGUCUUUUCCGUCAGGAUAUGCAGAAGCGUGUCAGACAAGCUAUAUAUUCAGCUGUUGACUGAUUUUAGCGUCGGUGGGUUAUGAGGUUUCAUUUCUUUUACUAAAAAUACGAAAGUUAAACUAAAGGCAGAGCAAACAUCAGCGUAGCAAUAAAUCCUUUACGCGCUCACUCGCUUCUGUGCCAUCUCACUGGUCAAACCAAGUAUCUUUCUGAGAUUAUCUCGAUAGUUAACGCUGACAUAAUCAUCUCUCGGAGACCUCUCGCUUCUGUGUUGUCUCAAAUUUCAAUCUUUGCUUCUUUCCGAGAAAGUCUUGAUAAAUUAUGUUGACGUCAUUUUCUCGGAAAACAAUUUGUAUUUGUAAAAGACUCGUCGACAUUAUCUUACUAUUCUACAGAGGAAAACAUUGGCGGAGGGUCUGAGGGAACCAAAGACACACGAAUCUUUCCUACAGUCCUCUCUGUCACUUUUUGGCCGUGUUUUCGAUUUGAAUUUACGUGAAGGAUGACUAGUUCCAAGUCUAAGUUUACCCUUGUAAUUUCCGUCAGAACAUGCAGAAGCGUGUCAGCCAAGCUAUAUAUUAACUGUUGACUGAUUUUAGCGUAAUUACCUCUUCAAUUGCAUCCUUUCUGUCUCUCUUUGCGGUGUUUUCGAUUCGAAUUUACAUGAAAGAUAUGACUAGUUCCAUGUCUGGGUUUGUCUUUUCCGUCGGAAUAUUCACAAGCAUGUCAGCCAAGCUAUAAAUUCAGCUGUUGACUGAUUUUAGCGUCGUUGGGUUAUGUGGUUUUAUUUCUUUUACUAAAAAUACGAAAGUUAAACGAAAGGCAGAGCAAGCAUCAGCAUAGCAAUAAAUCCUUUACGCGCUGACUCGCUUCUGUGCCAUCUCGCUGGUCAAACCAAGUAUCUUUCUCACAUUAUCUCGAUAAUUAACGCUGACAUAAUAAUCUCUCAGAGACCUCUCGCUUCUGUGUUGUCUCACAUGUCAAUCUUUGCAUCUUUCCGAGAAAAUCUUGAUAAAUUAUGCUGACGUCAUUUUCUCGGAAAACAAUUUGUAUUUGUAAAAGACUCGUCGACCCUAUUUUACUAUUCCACAGAGGAAAACACUGGCGGAGGGUCUGAGGGAACCAAAGACAUACGAAUCUACAGUCCUUUCUGUCACUUUUUGGUGGUGUUUUCGAUUUGAAUUAACGUGAAGGAUGACUAGUUCCAUGUCUAGGUUUGUCUUACCCUUGUAAUUUCCGUCAGAACAUGUAGAAGCGUGUCAGCCAAGCUAUAUAUUCAACUGUUUACCAAUUUUAGCGUCAGUGAGUGACGCCGUAAUAAAGUAAUUCUGCCCAUAGCCUCGUGUUAUUGUGACAGUUAAGGGAGAUAAAUCUUGAUAUUUCAAGUCUUUUUUUGCGACAAGGAAAAUAAGUGUCAACACCAGUGAGCCAAAACUAAGUAGAGUGGAAGAAUGCACUGAAAUAACUAGAAUGGAAAAUUGCGGAGAACAUUAAUGUGGAUUUUCAGUCGUUUGUCUCAAGACAUAGAGUCGGUAUAGAUUGUAGAGUCAAGCUAUCAGUUGAAAUUAGUGACCUUUUAUCUGCAAAACGACUAGCCCUCGCUGAGCGCGUUAUAAUCACAAUGAUGAACUGAUUCAUAUUUCACCAAAAUAAUUUUCAAAUUGCAAACUUAAAAAAAAAAAUUUAAAUCAAAUCAAGCUUUGUGCACCAGUCGUGACGUUCAGAUCCCUCUAAAAUGUUUAAUCAUUCAUUUAUCUAUUUUUUCACCUACUGGGAGGUCAGAAUCAUAACGCAGAGUGCGGAAAAACAACCAAAACGUAUAGUCACUCCGUGAAAACGUGAAGAACAUCUCAAUUAUCUUUAUCGUUAGCUUUGAACUGGAAGUUCGUAAUUCCCUGAUUGUCGGGUGAAACCAGCGUAACUUCAGCUUUUAGAUUUUCCCAUGAAGGAUGCUGGGUGAUCGCCUGACUCUUCGAACUAAUUAUAAACACGGACCGCGCGAGACUUGAUUCAGCCUAUGGAAAAGAAGUCUCUCUCUCUCGCUAUAAUUCCUAUCCAAACUGUCAGUGAAAACAAGCCAAAUGAAUGAAAGACCCAUUUUUUAAUAGAUCUUCUGUUAUCAUCAAUAUUUUAACAAAAAAGUUAUAUUGGUUGAAGGGGGCUACGCCAUUCCUUUGAAAUACAUUUAUUGAUUAAAAAGAUCAAGAAACGAGCCAAAAAACAAACAGAAUUCUGACUCAGACAAGCACAUAAACAACACUUGACCUUCAAAGUAUCAAGUUAUAAGUAGCUAUCUUGUUCCAUAAUAUCUCCAGGCGUAUCCCAAAGCAAACUACAUAUUUACACCUCUCUCAUUUUAGUCCAUCAGCGUCUCUCUCCUUGUCCUUGUCCUUGUCUCCAAAAGAAAAAAAAAACUGGUACACACAUUCCAUGCAAGAAGUAGCAUAUUUCCGGAAAAAGUAAAAAAAAGUACUAAAAGAAAACUGACUUAUAACUAGCGCAUAUGCCGGAUAUUUAUUUAUUUGGAAACCUCAAUAUUUACCUCUGUGGUUACAGGUGCUGUUUUUAUUUCUCAAAAUUCUUUCUUUACUUUUUCAUCCCUCUCGUUCUUACCCGAUGAAACAUGGAAUUAAAUUAAUAAAUGAAAUGGAAGAACUGAAACGAAGUGGAGAAAAAUUGAUGAACGAUGUGACUAAGAAUUGUCGAAAUGUUUUUAAACAAACGCUCUUUUGAGUGUUUUAUUAUAUUGUGAACAAUUAGAUCGUUGUUGAUCUCUGCCCUUGCGUUCGAUUGUUUUAAUUAGUUUUUAAAAAAAAUUACCCCUUUGUGGAGUCGUCGUUCCUACAUUAUAGACAUUUACGUGUCAUCUACACAACAUAACAUUGGCCAAAUUUUUCGAAAACGAAUCGGUAAUAACAUGGUAUAAGACAGGGUGAAUAAGCCAAAAUUCUGUAGUAUUGCAAAAAAACAAAAAAAUGCCACACUCAGCUUUUUUGAAAACUUUACAUAGGAAGUUCGUUAUGCUCUUUGAUCUCGGGGGAAUUCUAACUUCUGUUGGCUAUUCCCAGUCGAUCACAUUCAAAUCAUAUCCGCGGGACUUUCCCUGAGUAAUGAUUAUUUUACACCCAUCAUGAUCGGAAAAUAUACGGAUAUCGUAUGCCUUUUUCCCCUAAAGAUUAAUUCAGGAAUUGUAGUGCAAACUGAUAAAUUAUACAAGAAAUCAUAAGUACUUUAAACUUGCUUGGAUUCAUAGCUCUAUAUUUUCAGCUCCUAAGAUGAGUGACGCCAAACUUCUCUCAGUCUAUGGAAAUCGAAGUCUCCCGAUGAUUCCUUCUAUGGCCAGUAAUUCCCGAAUUGAAUUUUCAUAGCCCAUAAAAUCGUCUAGUAGCAAAGACACCUGUCAUGAGUUAGGACCAAAAUUAUAAGUUUGUUUUGAGGGUCGGUUUAAUUUACAACAUGCUAAAAAAUUCCUAUAGCUAUGUAAACAAUGUACGGCACUUUCCACGGUUUACCGGCGUAAGAUCCCACGCGGGUUGUUGGGAAAAGACGAUAGAAGUUUGUAAUCACAAACCGGAGGCAAGCGAUUGACAAACUCAAUUUUUGAGUGUUAUCACAUCAUCUCGUUUAUAACGACGGUUAGCCGAUAGAAAGUGCGGUGUAUUGCUUUUACAAAAUACACUUAAAGCAAAACACUGGAUUUCAUGAAGUGUCAUACACUGGUUGGAAAUAAACAAGUUACAAAAGACUUUCAGGUUUCCAGCUUAUGAUGGAGAGGAUGUUUAUAUGUCGAUCCCAGUUUCCUUAAUUAAACCAACUUAGUAUUUGGAAUUUAUUGAUUGAUCCAUAAAUUAAGGUAGAGGUGGUAAUAUUAGUGGUAAAAUCGUCCCAGGCAUUUAUUUAUCGGACCUCAAGCCAAAGACAGAAUGAAAAGGCUCUUUCUUCUCUGAGUCGCUGUUAAGUACGGUGGCUGACGAUGACUGUCAUUAAUGAAAUCAUAGGAUUUUUUUAUUCAGAGAUCAGAAACACGACAAAAUAUUCUGGCAAAGAAAAGAGUGCAAAUAGAAAAAUAAAGAUGGUAAAUUUUAACUUCGGUUGUCGCGUGAAGCAAAUGCUCGCGUUUUGAAAAACAAUCGUUUGUGGAAGGAAAUAUUACAACCAAUGACUAUUAAGCAUUUUGAAUUGAACAACAUUAUUUAUGCGUUCCCUCUAGAUUGGAGACAAAAUAUCAGACAAAACCCAAACAAUUUAUCAAAUCAAAUUGGAAAUAAUAGUAAUGGUUGAGAAAACAAGGCACUGUUAUUAUCUUUAGAAUAUAUUUUCGCAAAGCACCCAAUAUAAUGCUUAGCACCACGAUGUUUCAUGGGGUAACAGUAAUCAUGAUAUCAGAGUAAAGUGAAGGGAAGGCUCAAAACAUAAACGAAAGAAAAGAAAUUCGCCUUCGGCGUUUAAAUUUCGUUAAUAAGUAGAGAGAUGUUAAUAUAUUUUAUUGCCGGGAGCAUAAACUCCAAGGCUAAUUACCUCUGACGCAGAAUCGUCGCACGCGAUUGGAAUAUCAAGGAAUACUUCUUAAUCCUGUUAAUUGAUAACUCAGAUUGAACCAUGAUGGCCUGUAUUUCAAUGUAUGCACGGCUAUGUAAACAUGCAUAUCAUAACAUUAGUUGCAUUCUAGCAAGAGUUCCGGUUGAGGAAACUAGCAAACUGAAUAGUCACCAGCGCCCCUGAGUCUUCUUCCGGUAUCAAUUACUGGUUGAAACAAACAGCUUUGACUCUCUAACCCCUAAGAGUGAUCAGCAACUAAUUUCUCCUAUCAGUAUCCUCCUAAAACAAACAUUGAGGUCGAGAGUAAAUUUAAUAACCACCAACUAAAGAAGCUGUUGAUUGUUCAACAAAUUCUCUUUGUCAGCGCCAUAGGAAAUGUAUACUGAUCUUAGGGUGUUAAAGAUUAAGUUUCCACGAAAGCAUUAUCAUGAUUUUUAAUGACACGGUUUUUCUGAGAAUCGACUGUGCCUUUUAAAUAACUGAGUAUCAUGGCUCGUAAACAGUUUCAGAGAGAAGACAAAUUCUCUUUGUCAGUACCACGGGAAAUAUAUAGAGAACAUUACGGAGAAAAUGUAUACUGAUCUUAGGGUGAAAGGGUUAAGUUUCCAAGAAAGCAUUAUCAUAAUUUAUGCUGACAUGAUUUUUCCGAGAAUCGACUGUGUUAUUUAAAUACCUGGGUAUCACAUAGCUCGUAAACAGUUUCCGAAAGAAGACAAAGCAAGAAGAUUCGUGCAAUUGGCAAGGAGUAAUUCGCGCUUUUGAUUCCCGCUCAAUUACAAUGUAAGUUAUAUACUAUGUAUAUCUCUCUCCUAUUUGUAUUAUAUACAGAGAUAAGGUGAAAUAUUUCUUUGAGCUGGUAUCAAGACCUUCUUAAAAGGUAAAAUAUUCAGUCGGUAAAACCGUUCCACACUAAUGACCUGAAAAGGGGAAUUGGAAAAGUUAUCAAACUCUGAAAAGUUAUCAAAAUACGACAGUUUAAUGAAGUCCAAGGGUGGCAGACAUUAAAAUCUCCUAUCGGGUACGAAAUUGGUUGAAGAUAAUUCAAGCUAGCCGAUGGUAAUGUUCUGCAAAGUUACCAAGCAAACCGUUUGUGAUACAAGGCUUCAUUACUGCAUUGAGAAAACAGAGUAAGAAACAAAUAGACUUCAACAGAUAAACAUCUUCAGUAUUUACGUAUACCCCGCUAUUUCAGUUUUCUACAGACUUGUAACGUAUUUUGUGAACAAAGGUUUAUUCUUUGUAUUGUGCGAAGCGAAUAACGCACAUUUUGAAUCGUUGAGGAAAAUAUGCAAGUUAUGAACAUUUAAUAACUAUUCUUGUUACCAACUGAACCAGAGUGGGGGUUGUGAGUAGCUUUUUCUGAACAAAAGCUACAAACAGCGGUUUCUUUGUUGUCGUAGUGAAAACUGCUACAAUGGCUGAUAAAGGCGGUCAGAAAUCAGAAGGGAAACCGAAGAAGGAGAUGGACAAAGAAGCAGCAGCACGUAUUCAGAGCGCUGAAGCGAAAAAAAAUGACGGUAAAGUUGAAAAAGGAACCGUUGCCCCCGCGUUCAGCGCGCGGCAGCCAAGAAUGAAGCAGCGAAGGACGAAGAAGGGAAAUGAGCCUGAAUCAGAUAACAAGCCCUGAUGAUAUAACAAUUAACAAUUAAUGAUUACGAAACUGGUGUUAUAAUUCCUUUGAUCAUUGUCUUAUCUGUGUCUCAACUCUUAGAGUUGAGUGCUAAGGGACUUUCAUAUACUAUUAAUAAAACGGAAGUUAGAUCAGUUUUCCGAAUGAUUGAGUGAAUCUUAUUACGGCAAAUCCCUUUGGAGUUCACCCUCUCAGAAUUACUCGAGAGUGGAGAUAAUGUCGACGAGAAUCUUAUGAACUUUUUUUUUGCGUCUGAGCCAAGUAACACAUCCCAAAAUUUGCUUUUAACUGUCCUUUUCAGUCUAUCUUUAUUUCACUGAGUUAUGCUCAAGCACAGCACCGGCUCUUGGAGUCCAACGUAAAAAGAAAUAUGAAGAUACUCAGCAACAGCUGUUAAACAUAUGAUAUAAUUGGUCUUAACCUGCUAACAAUUGAAAGUCACAUGGCAUGAAUUAUGUUGGAAUAAAAGAACAAAAAAAGGGAACUUAAUCAAUAAUGUAAGCUUGAUGUUUCUUUGUUUUGGAUGUCUCGUUGGGCUGUUUGUUUCCUAGCAAGGACGAAUUUCUUAGAAGUACCCGCACGUGUUCAAAGCAGCAUGCUUGGCUCUUCCUAGAGUUAGGACUGACUCUGCUGAGAGCAAUAUUUUUAUCUAAAUGUUAAGCUUAGCAAUAAAUCGUUUACGCGCUCACUUCCGUGUUAUCUCACCAAUCAAACCAAGUAUCUCUACAAGAUCAUCUUGAUAUUAUAUGCUGACAUAAGCAUUUCUCGGAACUCUCUCGCUUCUGUGUUGUCUCACAUGUCAAUCCAAGCAUCUUUCCGAGAAAAUCUAAAUAAAUUAUGCUAACGUCAUUUUCUCGGAAAACAAUUUGUAUUUGUCAAAGACUCGUUGACAAUAUUUUAUCAUUCUACAGAUCGAGUCAACUCCUAGAAAUAUCAUUUUAAUUAUCAUCUUCAUCUUAUAUUGACCAUUAGUAUCAUUAUUUCUCUAGUAAAAAGCGAGAUUCAAGACAUUCGCGUCUCAUCAUCACAAUAAGCCUGUGUUGUUGGUAUCUAAGCCCGCUUUAUUUCAAAUCCUCAGAUCCUCGUUCCCUCCUCAAUUGCACCCUUUCUGCCACUUUUUGCAGUGUUUUCGAUUCGAAUUUACGUGAAGGAUGACUAGUUCCAUGUCUUGGUUUGUCUUACCCUGGUAAUUCUUGUCAGGACGUGCAGAAGCGUGUCAGCCAAGCUAUAUAUAUUCAACUGUUGACUGAUUUUAACGUCGGUGGGUAAAGCCGUUUUAUUUCUUUUACUGAAAAUACGAAAGUUAAACAAAAGGCAGAGCAAACCUCAGUAUAGCAAUAAAUCGUUUACGCGCUCACUCGCUUCUUGUCAUCUCACUGGUCAAACCAAGUAUCUUCUGAGAUUAUCUCGAUAAUUUACGCUGACAUAUAAUCAUUUUUCGAAACCCUCUCGAUUCUUUUUGUCUCACAUGUCAAUCUUACCUUCUUUCCGAGAAAACCCAUAUAAAUUAUGCUGACGUCAUUUUCUCGGAAAACAAUUUGUAUUUGUGAAAGACUCGUUAACAAUAUUCUAUCAUUCUACAGAGGAAAACAUUGGUGGAGGGUCUGAGAAAACCAAAGACAUACGAGUCUUUUCUACACUCACAUAAUGUAAGUCAAUACUUAGUUGCCUUAAUCAUUUGCUUUUGCAGUUUCAGUUCGCAAUAUUCCUCCCAAGAAUGCAGUCAAAUCCAAUGAAAGGAGAACUAGAGGCCGCCGAAUGCACUAGUACAUGGAUAGGAUAGCUUCCAAAAAUGGUAAACCGUUCAAAUUUUUUAUAUCACGCGCCGUCGAGCUUUUCUCGCAAUACACACGCAAUCUUAAGUUCAUUUAGUUUACUAAAUUACAAGGAUCGCGUGUCUCUUCGAAAACGAAAGCGCUUUGAAAUGCAUCUUAUGAAAAUCUUUAAGAUAGCCUUCACUCGCCAUCGAUCACGGCGAUCUUGACGGUGAAAAUGAAGUCGUGUCUUCUUCUUGACUGAAUCGUACGAAAAAUCUAGAGGAUCCUUGGUUAAGUUUGUGUAUCAAGCCUCUCAGGUACAGAAUAGACUUCUUAGAGUAGGAGGAAGGUUUUAUUCGAUGUUAGCAUUGUUGACAAUGCAUAUCAGGAUGGAUGAGAAACGCGUGGAUGUGGACAUUUCAAAGGAAAAUCUUCGAUUUCGAAUACUCUUUUAUCAAGCGCGCUUUUGAUAGUUUUACAUCUCUCAACUAAGAUAAAACUGAGCAAAGCCUUUUACUAUCUGAAGAUCGAUCCCACAGAGCUGUUUCGUAAGACAACCCUAAAGGUUGAAUCGACCUGAAAGUGCUUUGAAAUUCAUAUAUUCCACUGCAUGAUAUCCUUAUUUCUUUCCGCCUCAAAUAAUGAUGUGCACACGAAAGACACUCAUCGUAAAACCGAUCACUACAUGACGUUUAUUUCUUUCUCUUUUUCCGCCACAAAUGAAUUUGACUUUAGAAGCAAGAGAACUAAAGAACCAUGGACAAGCAAGGAACUCAAAGCUCUGGAGGAAACGCACAGCCCAAAAAUCCGAUGAAUAAAGAAGCGGCGUCAAGGAUUCAGGGUUCAGAAGCAAAACCAGAACAAAAACAGACGGCGGCGGGGUUCCUAAAGAGACGGCGGUGGUUUUCAUCGCGCGCUCAGUCUACUGCAGACAAGCGGGAAAACCAGAACAACUAA